Molecule: messenger RNA, 1307 nt
Organism: Volvox carteri f. nagariensis
Lineage: Eukaryota; Viridiplantae; Chlorophyta; Chlorophyceae; Chlamydomonadales; Volvocaceae
Exons: 1
Coding region: 450-863 (137 amino acids)
Source: RefSeq, a predicted model, not a curated record
UGGCCUACCACACGUACCUAGAUUCCAGCCUGCGUUGCAGGACCCGCAAGUUUGGGAACCAAGUCGGACGCCGAUUCACUCGGGGCGUCUCAAUCGUCUAUGCAAGCACGCAUAGUGCACCCCAAACAUCACGUCGGUCCGUGCUAACGCUCCUAAUUAGUUUGAGUGCCACCAGUUCUUCUGGCGCAUUUGCUGAACCAGCACCACCCACUCAAGGCGAGCCUCCUCCGGCCAUCGCCUUCCCAGUUAGCACGCCGGCCCCUGCUCCACAGCCGAAUGAUCCGACGAUCUUCACGUAUGACUUCGUCUCUGACAUUCCAUGCAACCUGCGGGUUCGGGAGUAUUGGACGAUAAUCAAUCAGACUCGGCCGAGGACAUGGCAGCAGAUCGCCCAGCAAAUCCAAACAGGGAGGUAUGAUGUUCUCAGCAUUGAUCUUAAUCUGGCACCCAUGGCUGACCUUCGGCAAGCAGCGCUUUUCCUGCCGUGGGCGCUCCUCCAGAACUACGACUACACGGCUGCUGCUGAUGCCAUGAAGGCCUACAAGAACUUGGACGAGCAUAUUAAAGACUUGCAGCGCGCGGCUUUGGCCGCAGCUACUUUCGCCUCUCCCGAAUCGUCAGCACAGCAGGCUCAGCAGGUCCAACAGGCUUUCAUCCUCAUGUCUGCCUCCCUGGACGGCUACCUCGCGACCGUGCCAUCUCGAUACACGGCUACUCUCAGCCUCUUUGGGAAAGGCAAUGGCAACGGCAACGGGUCAAACAACAGUUCAUCAGCCCCUGCACCAGUCCCCAUGCCUGCACUGGCUUCUCCCCCAUCCCCUGCAGGGGCAGCUACAGGGGAGCCAGUCCCGGAACAGCAAUAAUCGCCUGAGCGCCGGCUUUUGCCGCUGCUGCGCAGCAACCCAUUUCAGGUGUUGCGCUGUGUGGGACUUGGAGCGCGCAGAGAGAGCUGGAUACGGUGAGCUCCGUCCUGGGUAUGCCUACUUAGCUUCAUCGCAUGUGGACCCAGCCUUCUCGUAUCAUGCUUCUGGAUAUUGUUGGACCCUAGUUCAGUUGUUGUGGAAAGCAAUGGACAGGUUAGGGCUAAGGAUUUGGGUGUACUCGGACGCGACGGAGCGUGUGGUGUAGUGGAAAACUGGAGAGGAGAUGCCGAACGUUGCAAGGUUUGCGAAGAAGAACCCAACUGCGCUGCAGCUUCAGGGGCAGGGCGCUUUGGGAAUCGUUCCCCCUCCUAAUGUGCGCCUGUAGCAGCUGCGCGGUGGGCCUCGUUGCCAUGCCGUGAUUUACUUGCGAGAAGCGUAAAAUGC